Messenger RNA from Cercospora beticola, 2281 nucleotides. RefSeq lists its product as uncharacterized. NCBI's taxonomy places the organism in Eukaryota, Fungi, Ascomycota, Dothideomycetes, Mycosphaerellales, Mycosphaerellaceae. The record is from RefSeq and is a predicted model, not a curated record. Gene Ontology annotation, molecular function: arylsulfatase activity.
ACAUUUGUCUGUCAAAAUCAUCAGCAACUGAGUGCAGAUCGCUGCAGGACCACAGGCAUGUUGCGGGGCACAUAACAGCUGUAUUGACUCCACCAGACGCAAGGCAAAAGCUGGAUUUCACAAUCGUGAUGCUGCAUUGCUUGACGCUUGUCCGGUAAUCAGAUCAUCCGCGCUCUACCAAUCCCUCUGCCAUUCCAACGAACAUCUUGCCAAGCAGAUUAUAGUACGAAGGCUAUGGCUACAAAAGGCAAACGACCCAACUUCUUGGUUAUCGUUGCAGACGAUCUGGGCUUCAGUGAUCUAAGUUGUUUUGGGGGAGAGAUCCGUACACCAAAUCUUGACAAGCUCGCCAGCAAUGGCUUGCGCUUCACAGAUUUUCACGCAGCUGCCGCGUGCUCUCCGAGCCGAGCUAUGCUCAUGACUGGCACUGAUCAUCACAUUGCGGGACUCGGAAAUCUGAUCGAAUGGACGAACAGAUCUGACCAAAAUGCACCCUCCGAGGGUGAGAUCAAGUAUUGGAGCACUGCUCCUCAACGAGGCAUGCCAGGCUACGCAGGCUAUCUGAAUGAUCGUGUGGUCGCCCUGCCUGAGAUUCUCCGCGAUGCAGGAUAUCUGACUCUGAUGGCUGGAAAAUGGCACCUUGGGCUGAUCCCCGAACGAUUUCCGCACAAACGAGGUUUUGAGAGAAGCUUUGCACAUCUACCAGCAUGUUCAAAUCACUACGCCUUCGAGCCGGAGCUCCAAGGUCCAGAUAAGAUUCCAGAAUUCAUGACGAUGUCGUACAUCGCUUUGCAUGCUGAGGAUGGCGAAUAUGUUCGUAAACUUCCCGAAGGAUGGUACAGCAGUAACGGUUAUGGAGACAAAAUGCUUCAGUAUUUAAAAGAUCGUCAUGAUCAGAAAGAUGGACGGCCGUUCUUUGCGUACUAUCCUUUCACUGCGCCGCACUGGCCGUUGCAAGCUCCCGACGAAUUCAUUGCACAUUACAGGGGCGUCUAUGACGAGGGACCAGAUGUGCUUCGGGAGAAGCGCUUACAGAGGAUGAAGCAGAUGGGACUAUGCCCCGAGGACGUUGUUCCACAUCCGGUGGUCGCAGAUGAAGUUAAAGAGUGGAAAGACUUGACGCCAGAGCAAAGAGCGAAAUCGUGCAAAGCUAUGGAAGUGUUUGCAGCGAUGGUAGAAGCCAUCGAUCACAAUGUCGGAAAAGUCGUCGAUUAUCUCGAAGAAACGGGCGAGCUUGACAAUACAUUCGUCUGCUUCAUGUCUGACAACGGAGCAGAAGGAGCAGCGUACGAAGCAUAUCCAAUCGUACAAAGCACAAUGCUCGGCCACUUGUCGAAAUACUACGACAAUUCGCUCGAAAAUCUCGGACGUGGUAAUAGCUUCAUCUGGUAUGGCCCUCGCUGGGCACAAGCCGCAACAGCCCCAAGUAGACUCUACAAAGCUUUCACAACCGAAGGUGGCGUUCGUGUUCCACUUCUCGCAAAAUUCCCCACCAACUUUCACGUUCGCGCCGACGGCGAUAGUAUCACCCAAGGACAAGUCGAAAUCUCAUCGUCUGGAUCACAUAUCAGCGCCGAACAAGCCAGCAUCUCCUCGACCUUCAGCACAAUCAUGGACCUCACUCCUACGAUACUCGACAUGGCUGGAAUCUCUCACCCUGCGCCAACUUACCAGGGCCGUGAGAUCGUCUACAUGCGCGGAAAAAGUAUGGUGCCCUACUUGAACGGCACAGCUCCUUCGAUUCAUCCCGCAGAUUUCAUCAACGGCUGGGAGACCUGCGGUCGAGCAGCCGUCCGUUGCGGCGACUGGAAAAUUGUCUUCAUUCCGAAACCGAAAGGACCCGAGAAAUGGCAAAUGUACAAUCUGAAGAAAGAUCCUGGGGAAGUGAAUGAUCUGGCGGAACAUGAUCCAGAGAGACUGGAAAAGAUGAUCAAGAUGUGGGAUCAGUAUGUUUUGGAAACGGGCGUGAUACCACUUGCUCCUGCGUUGGGAAAUUGGAUUGCUGCGAUGGAGGAGCAAAUGCCUGAGGAUGCCUGGAUGGAGUAUGAAUACUGGAAGGAUGGGGCACGAGAUGAUCCAGAGGCGUUCAGAAAGGAGAUCCCGAAGUUUGAGAGAACUGUCAAGGCCAUCUGAUGGUGGAGGUGGAUCGCUUCUUGGAGUUCGCGGCGAAAAUGAUCAAACCAUUCCAGAAUUAGAUCACAGAGCGGUGUGACGUUGUCCGGCCGCUUGCAUUGCCCUGCAGGAGCAUUAUGGCAAUCUGUAUCACGGCUAAGCACACUAU